AUGGUCACGAUGCCCGUGACGCUGCCAGCGCCACUGACAUUGACGGAUAAUGGCGCAUUGACCCACGCGACGACGACCAGCGCCCACGUCGACCUCUUUGCGGGAGCGAAUCGGGGGACGCCGCUCACUACCCUUGAAGCCAAGCUAACGGCCUCGUACGCCGAGGACCCGCUGCAUACGCUCAAGAUCAUUGCGUACAUUCGCGACAUCCGCGGCGGCAAAGGCGAGCGGCUUCUCGGGCGACAGGCCCUCGCGUGGCUGGCGACGCACGACACGCGCGCGCUCCUGCACAACCUCGAGCACUACGUCAGCGUCUACGGGCGGUACGACGACCUCCUCGCGCUCGUGGGCACGCCUGCCGAGACCUUUGCGCUCUCGAUCUUUGCGCAGCAACUCAAGAAGGAUCUGGCCGCGCUCCACGAUGGCAAGCCCAUCAGUCUCUGCGCCAAGUGGGUGCCGUCCGAGAACAAGAAGGCCGACAAGAAGGACCAUGUCAACGGCAAACUCGCCAAGCUGCUCAACGUGCGGUCGGCCGAGUUGCGCAAGACGUACUUGUCGCCGUUGCGCAAGUCGCUCACGCUGCUGGAGUCGCUCAUGUGCGCCAAGGAGUGGGAGAAGAUCAACUUGAACAAGGUGCCCAGCGUCGCGAUGAAGAACCAUGGCAAGCCCAAGCAUGCGUUCGAGCGGCAUCUCCCCGACGCCUUUGCGACGUGGAAGGCCGGCCUCAAGACGGGCGAGACCAAGGUCAACGCGGCGGUCCUCUAUCCGCACCAAAUCGUCGACGCCUACUACAAUGGCCAGCCCAAGGACGAGCUUUUGGAGGCGCAGUGGGCUGUUCUGGAGACGGCGACGCGGGCUCUGGGUACGCUCACGCAGACGCUCGUCAUGUCGGACGUGUCGGCCUCGAUGUCGGGUACGCCGAUGCAAGUGUCGAUCGCGCUCGG
Saprolegnia diclina VS20 is the source of this 944-nucleotide messenger RNA. RefSeq lists its product as hypothetical. The annotation marks the transcript as partial. The record is from RefSeq and is a predicted model, not a curated record. The transcript has a single exon. Lineage: Eukaryota; Oomycota; Saprolegniomycetes; Saprolegniales; Saprolegniaceae.